AUGUCGCUGGCAGACGACGGCUUCGAGGCCCUCCUGGAGCCAUUCUACAACGGCAAGAAGCUCACGGAUCCCGUGUCCACCAAGGAAGACAAGUUCCAGCUGCUGCCCGCCUUCCUCAAGGUCAAGGGCCUCGUCAAACAGCACAUUGACUCGUACAACUUCUUCGUUGAGCACGAAAUCAAGGACAUUGUGCGCACCAACCGCACCAUCCGCAGCGAUGUCGACAGCAAUUUCUGGCUAGAGUUCACCGAUAUCCGUGUCGAACGGCCGCGCCGACAAGACUACAACGAUGCCAAGUCCCGCACCGAGGUCACUCCGAUGGAGUGCCGGCUGCGUGACAUGGCCUAUGCCGCCCCCAUCUUGGUGGACAUUGCGUACAUCCGCGACAAGCAAAAGAUUGUCCGCAAGGGCGUGCCUCUGGGGCGCAUGCCGGUGAUGCUCAAGAGCUGCAAAUGCCGGCUGAGUGGCGCCACCAAUGCGCAGAUGGAGGCGAUGAACGAGUGUCCCUUGGAUCCCGGCGGCUACUUCAUCAUCAACGGCACGGAAAAGGUCAUCUUGAUUCAGGAACAACUCAGCAAGAAUCGUGUCAUUGUCGAGGCCGAUGAGAAGAACAAUAUCAUCUCGGCUUCCGUCACCAGUUCCACCCACGAGCGAAAGUCCAAGACGUACGUUACGUUGAAGAAGGACCGCAUCGUUCUCACCCACAACGUACUCGUGGAAGGAAUACCCAUCGUCAUCGUGCUCAAGGCGCUCGGCGGUCUCUCCGACUACGAGAUCAUGCAGUUGGUUGCCGGCUCCGACGGAAGAUAUCAAGACGAGUUUCUCAUCAACUUUGACGAGGCGACCAAAGUCGGCGUCUUUACGCAGCACCAGGCCCUCGAGUACAUCGGCUCAAGGGUCAAGAUGGGCUCGCGAAAGGGCCAGUUUGGGCCCCAAGUCCGUAGAAACAGCGUCGAGGAGGGACUCGAUGCCCUCGCCAACUUGGUCAUAGCGCAUGUCCCGAUCGAGGGGCUCGACUUUUAUCCCAAGGCCAUCUACGUCGCCAUGAUGACUCGGCGAGUUCUCAUGGCUUCUCAGGACCCAAAGCUGGUCGACGACCGAGAUUUUGUGGGAAACAAGCGUCUGGAACUGGCAGGACAGCUCCUAUCGCUCCUCUUCGAAGAUUUGUUCAAACGCUUCAUGGGCGAGGUCAAGAUGUCCAUUGACAAGUUCCUGAAGAAGAACAACCGUGCCGUUCCCCUCGAUGCCGUCCACAUGAUCAGUAAUCAUGCUAAUAACAUCGGAUUGGGCAUCAAUCGUGCCAUCCAGACGGGAAAUUGGAGUGUCAAACGUUUCAACAUGAACAGAGCCGGCGUCACGCAUUUCGAGAAGACGCGAAAGGUAUCUGGCCCCCGAGCUCUCCAGCCGUCGCAGUGGGGCAUGCUCUGUCCCUCUGACACCCCCGAAGGUGAAGCCUGCGGUCUCGUCAAGAACCUUGCGUUGAUGACGCACAUCACCACAAACAUUGAAGAGGGUCCCAUCAAGAGGUGGAUAUUCACGCUCGACACCGGGGUCGAGCCCAUCAGAAACUUUUCCGGUGCCGAGAUGCAUCGCCAGGGUUCCUACACUAUACACGUUAACGGCACGCCGUUUGCCCUGACAAGGUAUCCCAAGAGAUUUGCGUCGAGGUUCCGCACGAUGCGUCGCCGGGGCUGGAUAUCACCCUUUGUUAGCAUCAACAUCAACUCACAUUUCAACGCGGUGCAUAUCGCAACGGAUGAGGGCCGGAUUUGUCGGCCGUACAUCAUCGUCAAGAACGGGCAGCAGAAGCUCAAGGCCGAGCACCUCAAGCUGUUGCAGCUCGGAAAAGUAACGUUUGAUGACUUUCUGACCAAUGGCAUCGUCGAGUAUCUCGACGUCAACGAGGAAAACGAUGCACUCGUCACCCUCUACGAGCAUCAGAUCACCAAGAGCACGACGCACUUGGAAAUUGAGCCGUUCACUCUUCUAGGAGCCGUGGCAGGCCUGAUCCCUUUCCCGCAUCACAAUCAAUCACCCAGAAACACGUACCAGUGUGCCAUGGGUAAGCAAGCCAUUGGGGCGAUUGCACACAAUCAGUUCAACAGAAUCGAUACUCUUCUGUACACCUUGGUCUACCCGCAACGGCCAAUGGUCAUUACCAAGACGAUUCAGCUUAUUCACUACGACAAGCUCCCGGCAGGGCAAAAUGCCACCGUGGUGGUCAUGUCGUACUCUGGCUACGAUAUCGAAGACGCCCUCGUGCUGAACAAAGCCUCAAUCGACAGGGGCUUUGGGCGGUGUCAAGUGUUCAGAAAAUACACAACGGAGCUUCAAAAGUACCCCAAUGGCAGGAGAGAACGAAUCGGCGACCCCCUCAAUGAGAUCUCGGGCAACACCAAGCAUCGUCAAGAGAAGUACGAGGCUCUAGAUGACGAUGGUCUCGCAACGGUCGGCUACAGAGUCAAGUCUGGGGAAGUCAUGGUGAAGAAGGAAACACCGCUGGACCUAACGACGACAGGUAUAGGCAUGGACCGCGGGCCGAGCGAGUAUCGCGACUCUGCGAUCUCAUAUCGAAUACCCGAUCCUGCCUACAUAGACAAGGUCAUGAUUUCUCAGACCGAGAAGGACACGACCGUCAUCAAGGUCCAGACACGACAGACACGCCGCCCGGAGCUUGGGGACAAGUUCUCGUCCCGUCACGGUCAAAAGGGCGUGGUUGGCAUUAUUGUCGACCAGGAGGACAUGCCAUUUGCCGACAACGGCCUGACACCAGACAUUAUCAUGAAUCCUCACGGUUUCCCCUCGCGAAUGACAGUCGGCAAGCUACUUGAAUGCCUGACAGGCAAAGCCUCGAUUCUAGACGGCCGCAAAGACUACGGUUUCGGGGAUGCGUUCCGGUCGCAUCCGGUCGAGGAGAUGAGCCAGGUCCUCCUCAAUCACGGCUUCUCGUGGGAGGGCAAGGACUACUUCACCUCUGGCCUGACUGGGGAGCCGUUGGAGGCCUACAUUUUCAACGGCCCCAUCUACUAUCAGCGCCUGAAGCACAUGGUCCAGGACAAGAUGCACUCCCGGUCGCGCGGGCCCAGGGCCAUCCUCACACGGCAGCCGACCGAGGGUCGCUCCAGGGACGGCGGUCUCCGACUGGGGGAAAUGGAGCGCGACUGCCUGAUCGCGUACGGUGCCUCUCAGCUCCUGCUGGAGCGGCUCAUGAUCAGCUCCGACGGCGUCGAGAUCGACAUUUGCCAGCAGUGCGGGCUGUUCGGAUACAAGGGCUACUGCCACACCUGUAAGAGCACAAGGGAGGUGACCAAGAUGUCGAUGCCCUAUGCGGCAAAGCUGCUGGUGCAGGAACUCAUCAGCAUGAACGUCGGAGUGCGUCUCCAGCUGGAGGAUGAGUUUCCCCAUCCGAAAUGA
This is a messenger RNA of Hirsutella rhossiliensis, 3414 nucleotides long. Its product is annotated as RNA polymerase rpb2. NCBI's taxonomy places the organism in Eukaryota, Fungi, Ascomycota, Sordariomycetes, Hypocreales, Ophiocordycipitaceae. The transcript has 5 exons. The coding region runs from base 1 to 3414 and encodes 1137 amino acids. Gene Ontology annotation, cellular component: RNA polymerase III complex. The record is from RefSeq and is a predicted model, not a curated record. Gene Ontology annotation, molecular function: DNA binding; DNA-directed RNA polymerase activity; ribonucleoside binding. Gene Ontology annotation, biological process: DNA-templated transcription.